Oryzias latipes (Japanese medaka) is the source of this 3068-nucleotide messenger RNA. Its product is annotated as eosinophil peroxidase. Lineage: Eukaryota; Metazoa; Chordata; Actinopteri; Beloniformes; Adrianichthyidae. The record is from RefSeq and is a predicted model, not a curated record. Gene Ontology annotation, molecular function: peroxidase activity; heme binding. Gene Ontology annotation, biological process: response to oxidative stress.
ACUUUAUCUGCUGAACCAAAAGGGUGAGGCCUUCUCUCCAUCUAUAAAAGGGCAGCAACCACAGCAGAAGCAGCUCCACACAGACUCCAGACCUCAGACAGCUUCUCAUCAGGGUGACAGAGAUGCUUCUUCCUGUCCUUCUUCUCCUGGGCGUGAGCCUGGCAGACUCUCAUUUCAAACAUAAAGGGGAGUAUCCAGGCACCCCUUUCCUCCAACAAUGUUUCAAGGAAGCUAAAACGAUAGUGGAUGAUGCAUACAAGUACUCCAGAGAAGAGAGCUUAAAGAGAGUUCGUACAGAUGUGGUGAAGCCUCAUGAUGCUCUUCGACUCAUGAAGCAGCCUCGUGGUGACACUCGCUCAGCUGUCAGGUCUGCUGACUACAUGGAGCAGACUCUUCGUCUGCUCCGCGAGAGGGUGCACCGAGUGUACAGGCGCUCCCUCAAUGCAACAGAUUUGCUCAGUCCAGAAGAUCUUGAGAAACUGGCUAAGCUGACUGGAUGUGAAGCUCGGGUCAGACUUCCACAGUGCCAGAUCUUACAAAACAUAAACAAGUACCGGACAGCCACCAGCAUCUGCAACAACCUAAAUAAUCCUCGACUUGGUGCCUCCAACACCCCCUUCACCCGCUGGCUGCCCGCUGAGUACGACGACGGCAUCUCCCAACCCAAAGGAUGGAACAGGAACAGAACAUUCAACAAUUUCCUGCUCCCACUGGUGCGACAAGUGUCCAAUAACAUCCUGAGUACCACCGAUGCAGGCGUGGUCAAUGACACAGAGUACACUCACAUGGUCACUUUGUUUGGCCAGUGGAACGACCACGACCUCACCUUCACUCCGUUCUCCCCCAGCAUCCGCUCCUUCAGCAACGGGUUGAACUGCGAUGAGAGUUGCGAGCAGUCUGAGCCGUGCACCCCCAUCCCCAUCCCUCCUGGUGACCCCCGCCUGCCCUCCCGCCCGGACAGCUGCAUCCCCGCCUUCAGAUCUGCCCCCGUUUGUGGAACAGGGUACUCUGCCUACAACUUUGGAGGAGAGCCCAACAAGAGGGAGCAGAUCAACGCACUCACAGCCUUCCUGGACUUGGGACAGGUGUAUGGAUCUGAGGAGAAACUGGCCCUGUUCCUCCGUAACCUCAGCAGCGAUGCUGGUCUGAUGCGAGUCAACACAGAGUUCAGAGACAACGGCAGAGAACUGCUGCCCUUCCACCCCAUGCAGGUGCAGAUGUGCGCCACUCGCAGAAGAAUCACUAAUGACACCAACGCCAAAGAAGUGCCGUGUUUUAUUGCAGGUGAUGGCCGUGUGGACGAGAACAUCGCUCUGACAUCCAUUCACACACUGUUUGUGCGAGAACACAACCGCCUUGCUCGGGGGCUGAAGAACCUGAACCCACACUGGGACAGUGAGACGCUCUACCAGGAGGCCCGCAAGAUCAUGGGAGCUUACACACAGACAUUUGUGUUCAGAGACUACCUGCCUCAUAUCGUGGGCGAUGACGCGAUGAGGAACCAGCUCGGCCGAUACCCAGGCUACAAUCCUAACAUUGACCCCAGCAUCGCAAACGUCUUUGCAACAGCAGCUUACCGCUUUGCUCACUUGGCAAUCCAACCAGUGCUGUCAAGACUGGAUGCCAACAACAACGAGCAUCCCCAGUUCCCCAGUGUGCCCUUAUAUGAGGCCUUCUUCACCCCCUGGAGAGUGGUCUUUGAGGGUGGAAUUGACCCUCUGCUGCGGGGUCUGAUUAUCCGGCCAGCCAAACUGAACACCCAGGACCACAUGUUGGUGAAUGCUUUGAGGGAGAGGUUGUUCCAGUUCGUGCAGCACCUGGCUCUGGAUCUCGGUUCUCUAAACAUGCAGCGAUCUCGGGAUCAUGGCAUACCUGGCUACAAUGCAUGGCGCAGGUUCUGCGGUCUGUCUCAGCCCCAGAACCAGGCACAGCUAGCACAAGUUCUGGGCAACAAUGAUCUUGCUCGCAGACUCCUGGAGCUCUAUGGGACGCCUGAUAACAUUGAUAUCUGGCUUGGAGGUGUGGCAGAGCCCUUCGUGCGCGGUGGUCGAGUGGGGCCCCUGUUUGCCUGCCUGAUUGCAACCCAGUUCCAGAGGAUCCGCCAGGGGGACAGGUUGUGGUACGAGAAACCAGGCGUUUUUACCCCAAGCCAGAGAGCUGCUUUGCGUUCGGUCAGCAUGUCUAGAAUUAUCUGUGAUAAUACCGGCAUUGCAGCCGUCCCUAUGGAUGCCUACAGAAUCGUCUCAAGUUCUAAUCGCCUGGUCCGAUGCUCAUCCAUCGCUGGCCUAAACCUAGCAGCCUGGAGGGAGAGGCCUGCUGACUCAGAUGAAAGUAACUUGAAAACCAAUCAAGGAGAGAACACAAACAGGCUGGAUGUAAGUGAGGUGAAUGAGAUGGACCCUCAGGACUAUGAGCGUCCUCAAGGACCCCAAAAACUCCCCGAACCUCUGAUCCCCCUUGACAAAGAGAUCCUGUAGGACCCUCUGCUGUCAGAAACCCCUCAGGAGAACCAUCAGUGCUGGAAAGCCACCGUCUGCUCUCUAUUUCUUUCUGGGUGGAUCUAACCUGUUCAAAUAAACAAUUCCUGCAAAGUUCCUGUCUUUAGGGCAGGCCUCAUUGACUCACAUUGGUUCAUAAAUGGGAUUUAUUUCAUUAUAACUUUCACCUUUCCAGACACAUUUUGGACUUUUAGUUGAAAAUUUAAGGAACUUUUCAUUCCAAACUCAGCUGAGACAUAAAGGUUUCUAUGAAGAAUAUCAACUGUUCUAAACUUCAACCUCACUCUAAUCUUCAAACAAACUAUAUAAAGUCCUCCCAUUUAAUUUUUUCAAAUGUCUUUGUGUUGUUUUACAUUUUUGACUGAUGAACCUCCCACAGACAAACCAAACUAUUAUGUUAUAUUAUAGAGAAUAUCCCUGUUUAGUAGGUUACAGGUUUUAAUUAUGCUACGGCCAAAAUAACUUUAUUUUUUCCAUCCUGUUUUGAUUAGCCUAUGCUUAUGGUUGCCGGUAAAAGUAUUUUAUCAUCCAAUACUAUGUGGAAAUUUGCAGUAAAGGUUUCCAACGUUU